Trichoderma atroviride IMI 206040 is the source of this 1357-nucleotide messenger RNA. RefSeq lists its product as uncharacterized. NCBI's taxonomy places the organism in Eukaryota, Fungi, Ascomycota, Sordariomycetes, Hypocreales, Hypocreaceae. Gene Ontology annotation, molecular function: N-acetylglucosaminyldiphosphodolichol N-acetylglucosaminyltransferase activity. The record is from RefSeq and is a predicted model, not a curated record. Gene Ontology annotation, cellular component: UDP-N-acetylglucosamine transferase complex. Gene Ontology annotation, biological process: dolichol-linked oligosaccharide biosynthetic process.
AUGGCUCGCUCUACAACCCUCUUCGGCAUCGCUGGUGCCGUCGCCAUUGGCUCCGCCUUCACAAUCCUCUCCUCUCUUGGAAAGCGCAGUCUCUUGACCGUAGUCGCUUCAGGCAUAGCCCUCCUCGUCUUCGCCUCAACAAGACACAUUCAGCUUCUCUCACGUCGUAGUCCCAAACGAAAUGCGAGACUACAGGUAAAUGCCAGUUCGCAGGCUGUUCGCCGGCCGCCAAUGGACUACAACUUGUUUGUCCUCGGCUCGGGCGGGCACACCAAGGAGAUGCUCAUGAUGAUGGACGACGGCUCCCACGACUUUACCAACUUCCAUCGCCGCUACCUCAUCUCCAGCGGCGACGCCAUGUCAGAGAACCACCUCGAAGAGUACGAAGAUGGCCUCAAGACUCUGUGCAAAUCUCACAAAUCUUCACCCGGCACCUACGACAAGCGCAUCGUCACUCGCGCCCGCAAAGUCCACCAACCGCUCUGGUCAACGCCCUUGACCGCCCUGCUCAGCAUCCUCGACAUUUUCCCCGCGCUGCUCGUCCCGCCGGACAGUGAAGCAGGCAAGAAAUUGCGGUAUCCCAGCCGCGUCUUUUCAAACGGGCCGGCUACGGGAUUCUUUGUUGCGCUGGCGAUACAUUUGCUAAAGAUGUUUUACCUUGCUCCGGAGAGCUCUAUGAAGGUUGUAUAUAUUGAGUCUUGGGCUCGCAUCUCGACGCUGAGUCUGACGGGCAAGCUACUGUUGCACACUGGCAUAGCGGAUGUCUUUGUUGUACAGCACGAAGAGGUGGCGCUGCGGUACGGCGUGCAAAACGCUGGAGAAAUUGUGUUUAAUUCUCGCCGCUUGGAUGAUAUAGAACCAAGCCCCGUCAAAUGCUAGCAGACUUUUACCUCCUUUUAACCUUUAUACCUCAUAUCCCCAUCGUCUUUUCUCUUCAUACACAUGAUAUAAUACAAGAAAUGCCAAAAUCCGGCUUCUACACACAUUUAUAUACCCAUCUCAAUCAUACCGUCACCGGCACAGGCUGUGCCUCCGCCUCCACGCCAACCUCCUCAUCCUCCAGCCCAAACGUCUCAAUCUCGGAGCUCGCCCUGGCCUCCCGGUUGGCCGUCUCCUUGCCGGCCCAAAUCUUCCAGUUCUCAAACUCAUUGUCCUCGAGCUGCAUGCCAAUGUCCAGCCUCGUCUUUCCAAAGUAGGCGCCGACGUAGCGGGCCUCUUCGAUGGCUAUCCUCUUUUCGAUUUCUUCUUCCUGGCGCAGGCGGUAGAAUUCGCGGCGGACAAUGUCGUAUGCUUUGCGCUUGCUCAUGUUUUGGGUUUCCAUUAGCCACAGCUGUCGUUGGACCACGCUAGAAAUAAC